CACCUCAUUUUGCAGAGAGAUCUUUCCUAAAGCUAAGAGAUAAUUAUACUAUAUACAGCUUAAGCUCUUGAGUGGGAAUAAAACGUAGCUAUAUAGACCGGAGUGGAGUCUGGUGUAAGAGCCAUAAAGAAACAAUCUCCAGUAAUGGCGUGUGGUGAGGAUAACAGAUUCAGUGCCAUCUACUCUUCCAUUGAGGGGGACGAGUACGAAGAAUAUGUGGAGAUAACCAAUGGCCCCACCGCGUACCUAGUACCCAAUAAAGUUCCUCCUAGAGGUCAAUCCUCACCCCCUCCACAAGUCCCCAGCAGACCACCUGCGAGACCGCCCCCUACAAAACCAAUGCCUCUGCCCAGGGGCAUACAAACGCUCCCCCACAAUGCAAAACUAGACAAGCCGCAACAUAAAAGAAGAGCCGGCACCCCGGCAAACAAAAUGGCCGAGACGCCGUUAGAACUUGGACGCAUCAAAAAAGGCAAACACCCACCUCCGGACAAUCUCCCACUUUUAGACACUGGGCCGAAUAUUAGAGGAAAAUUACAAGUUGGAACUUCACAGUCGGUGACUCAGAGUGAUGCUAGCAUUGUGCAAAAUGACCCUCCUCAGAGAUUGACGGGGAAUAAGUACAGUGCACUAUCAGCUGAUGCAGAGGUCAACGAGUAUGCUAGCUUGAAGCCGCUACAAAUACAAAGAAAGGAAAAUCUUCGAGAGAGAGCAAAGAGAAAAAGAAAGAUGCGCAAGGGCAAUGCUCACCUACAGCAAGCAGACGAUAGUGAAGCCAGUAUCUAUGAAAACACGGUGCAAUUUAAGCGUGAGAAUUCAUCAGAUAACUCGCGAGUUGUGUGUCUUUUGUUGUCCAUUAUAAUCGUGUGUUUGGUUCUCUCCAUUGGUAGUUUAAUCACAGCGGUGUUUGCAAUAACUUCGUUUGAGCACUACAAAGACAGAGCCACAACACUCAGCACUAGAAUAGUGAAUGAAUGCAGUGUGGAUGUAGUACGAAACUCGACUUUAGCGUCAACGACAGUCAGUCAAAAAUGUGGGCAAAAAGACUUUAUGGAAUCAAAGGAAUCAGAAGGAAACAAUGGAACCCAACCACACCCACUAGAAUACAAUGGUACUCAACCACACCCACUCGGCUACAAUGGUACUCAACCACACCCACUAGACUACAAUGGCACACAACCACACCCACUAGGUUGCAGCAUGCGAGUCACGCCAGUCGAUACCAUCGAAGGUAGUACGUGCACGGCUACACUGAUGGAAGAAAGUGGUGAAGAACCAUCUCCAUAUUGUCUGUGCUCAUGCAAAAGGUCCCAAACACUGCAAUUCACAUGCAUCAUCACUGAGACUACUUUUGAGGUCAACUAGAAUUUGAAUUUGAACUUAAAAACGAAAGCAUAUUUUACAUGUGUGUGCAUGAAUUAAUUGCUUACAGCUGGGGUCACUUUUACUUAAAUUAUAAAUCAUGUUUAAGCUCAUGAAAGUGCAGAACUACCUAUAAUUAUAUAUAUAUACAUAUACUAAUAAUAGCAGAGUGCUUGCUAGAAAAUAUAUAGAGCUGCCAU
Halichondria panicea is the source of this 1562-nucleotide messenger RNA. Its product is annotated as myosin-I heavy chain-like. The coding region runs from base 145 to 1365 and encodes 406 amino acids. The record is from RefSeq and is a predicted model, not a curated record. The transcript is spliced from 4 exons. Lineage: Eukaryota; Metazoa; Porifera; Demospongiae; Suberitida; Halichondriidae.